Messenger RNA from Zerene cesonia (dogface butterfly), 3760 nucleotides. RefSeq lists its product as uncharacterized. Bases 1676 to 3760 code for a protein of 694 amino acids. NCBI's taxonomy places the organism in Eukaryota, Metazoa, Arthropoda, Insecta, Lepidoptera, Pieridae. Gene Ontology annotation, molecular function: nucleic acid binding. The transcript is spliced from 5 exons. The record is from RefSeq and is a predicted model, not a curated record.
CUAUUGUAAUCUUUAUAAUUAAAAUAUUUCAAUAAAUAAAUUCGAGUUUUUGGGGCCUCCGACUGUGUGAAACAUAAUUGGCGCAGUCGGUAGGAUCCUCAAAAAUAAGUGGCAUAGAUAGUUGACCUCGCUAUCGCUACGAGGAUCAAGAAUCUACGUAUUUAGACAAUAAUUGUAGAAGUUUAAGUAGUUUAGAAAGUAUUUUUGAAGAGAUGGCGGUACAUGACUCUGACGUUAUUUUUAAGGCCAGUUCCAGUUCCCCAAUUUGACAGGAAUGUGAAUGUUUUAUCGCGAUUUAUAAGAAUUUGCGAUUUAUUUGCAAAUCAGUAUGUUAGUACAGGACCGGGUAGCGAACUAUCGAAUUUAUGCUUAAUUAAAGGUAUUUUAAAUAAAAUUACCGGUUCUGCCUCGCGCUUCAAGAAUUCAAAGGGAAAUCCCUAAAAUUGGGCUGUUAUAAGGUCGGCAUUAAUUAAUAAUUUUUCCGACCAGAGCGAUGAAAUAUCUUUAUACAACAAUUUUUUCUUUGCCUACGCAGGGGUCCUCAACUCAAGAAUAUUAUGCAAGGUGUCAACAGCUAUAGCUCAAUCAUGACAAACGUAUGGCUUCAUACUAUCACGAAAUAGUCGAAAGUACAGUUGAAGCAAAACGCGCGCUUUACAAAAAGGUAGCCCUUCAGGCUUAUGUUCGCGGAUUAAAAAAACCUUUAGGGUCGCGAACUCGAUGCGUGAGGCCCGAAACUAUGGAAAAAGCCCUCGAAUCAGUGUUGCCGAAAGUACGGCAAUUACCGUUUCAUACGGCAAUUAGCCUUAUAAUUCACACGAUGUACGGCAUACGGCAGAAUUGUCACUGCCGUAUCAUUAAAUACGGCAAUUUAAAAAAUGAAAUGUUUUUUAAAUCCAACUAUAAUCCUAUAUCCAAUUAUACAUUUCGAUCCCUCCCGAAAAAGGCGGUGAAAAAACGCUCUAAUGUAUUAUAUUCUGUGGCACUGUUUACUAUAGUCUAUACACAGAAAUGAGGAAGUCGGGGAAGUCCCGAUUGUGUGACAGCUAGCUUACGCUUAUGUUGUUCGGCUCCCUUUGUUUUGUUUGCGAUCUCGUGUUUUAUGGUUUAGUUGAGUUUUUAGUUUUUGAAGUAUUAGUAACUGUUGAGUACAGACGAGCAACAAAGGAUCGAGGCGCCCGGCACGCGUUAAUAGGCGGAGCGUCGACAUCGCACGGAGCUUUCCCAUGUAGUCGACAGAUGCGUGCGCGGGUGGCCGCGGGGGCGCUCCCCGCUACAAGGCGUCCAUAUCGCGGCUCUUUCCCCACCGAAACUUUGUACCCCAUGUUACGUAGAUAUAAGCUCGUAGAUUUAGUAUUAUUUUAUGGUAUUAUUGAACGUGUAUUUGUAAUCAAGAAAAAUAAACGAAAUCGAAGACUUUAGUUGUUUUUAUCGACUAAACCAUUAUACAGUCCACAACAGUAACAAAACAAUGUCUUCUUGUGAAGACUCAGGUCCUUCAACACCUAAAGAAGUUAAAAAAGCCACACACAGAGCAGAAAAAUAUAGAAAACAAUGGGAAUAAGAGGGGGAAUUCAAGAACUGGAUUAAAGAAGACUCAAACAGUAUUUAUAAAGCGUAUUGCCGAAUAUGUGAUGCUAAAAUAUCUUGUGAAACGUCUACUUUGAAAAGACACAUGUAUAAUGCUGAACAUUUGAGAAAAAUGCAAUGUAAGUUGUCAUCAAAACCGAUUUCAUCCUUUUUCAAAAAGUCUCAAGACAGUUCCAGUCAUUCUGAUUCAGUUGCAAAGCUAGAGUUGAAGCUGUGUGGGUUUAUGGCGGAACACAACAUUUCCUAUAAAGCCAUGGACCACCUUAGUGAAAUUGUAAAAUCGGGGAUACCAGAUUCAAAAAUUGCUGCAGAUAUUAGGUUAAAAAGAACCAAAUGUACAAGUAUAGUUAAAAACGUAAUUGGAGAUGGCCAUAAAAAGGAUUUAGAAAAAAUAUUAAGAGAGAGUAAGUUUAGCGUGUUAGUUGACGAGUCAACUGAUAUAUCAGCAGUUAAGACAAUGUGCAUUGUCGUGCGUCUAUUCGACCCACAAACAAGCAAAAUAACAAGUUUACUUUGGGAAUUACGGCCUUUGUUUGAAAAAUAUGAUUUUGAUGCUGCAAAUUUGGGUGCUACGGGUGAAGCAAUUUAUGACUCUAUAGUAAAGAGUUUUCAAGAUCGAAAUGUGCCGUUAUCUAAUAUUAUUGGAUUUGUUUCUGAUGGUGCUAGCGUUAUAAUGGGCAAACAUAACUCUGUUGCUAGUCGUUUUAAAGAAAGCAACCCAGGUAUAAUAAUUUUUAAAUGUAUUUGCCAUUCUUUACACUUGUGUGCCAGCGAAGCGUGUAAGAAAUUGCCAAGACGUUGUGAAGAUUUGGCCAGAAACGUCUAUGGAUUUUUCAAGAACAGUUCGAAACGUCAAGCUGAGUUUGUGGAGUUUCAAGCUUUUACCAACACCCUUGUUCAUAAGAUUUUACAUCCUUCUCAAACACGUUGGCUCUCUCUUUUAUCUGUUGUCAUCCGAAUGUUAGAACAGUGGGAAGCAUUAAAACUAUUCUUCACAAAAAAGUGGCUAGACGAACGUGUUAUGGCAACUGAGCUAAUAUUCAAAGACUUAAACGACCCCUUUACAAAAUUAUAUUUUUUAUUUUUGCGUUGGGUGCUGCCUAAAUUCGUCUAUCUUAAUGAAUAUUUUCAAAAAAGCGGCAUUGUUAUAACGGAACUAGACAAAAAAAUGAGAGAAACGUAUCAGAAACUACUCUUCUGCUACAUGAAAAGGGACUACAUAACCCAAAAUGACCUUAGCACUGUUGAUCCUACCAAACAAGAAUAUUUUAUAAAUGUGAACCAGGUGUAUUUAGGAGUGCAUGUGAUGACGGAAAUGGCUAACCCAAACAUUCAAACAAGGCCAGAUUUGGUUGCUGAAUUUCAAAAUAGACCUAGAGAUUUUAUUAAAACUGCCAUGUUAAUACAGAAAAAAUGGAAGACAUUAAGAGAUGGGUACACCAGAUAUGCUAAAAAAAUAAAACCAAAGAGUGGUUCAGCAGCCCUAAACAUUCGGCCAUAUGCAUAUUAUCAGCAGAUGUCUUUUUUAAAGAAAUCAUUCAACUUCGAUGAAAAUACCUAUAAACAGUAUUACUACUCGCCACUCUCUCCUCAGUGCAGUGGUGGCUUAGUGCCUAUGGACCAAGGAGUGAUAAAAGCUUUAAAAACACAAUACAGAAAACUUCAAGUGUUACAAAUGAUACAGAAUAUUGAAAACAGCCAAGGUAUUAAAAGUCUUUCUGUUCUGGAUGCAAUUCUAAUGAUAUCGGAAGCUUGGGAAAAGGUCACACAGACCACUAUAGCUAACUGUUUUCACCAUGCAGGCUUCAAAGAUCUCUCUGCAUCACAAGCGGAGGACGACGGUGAUAUUCCGCUAGCGAGACUGAUACAAUCUACAGAUGAAGAUGACAACAUACCACUUGGUGAGCUGUUUACUCAGUUGCAAAGAUCUACUGCUACAGAACAAAGAAUUGAUAUAGAGGAAUUUAUUGGAAUAGAUGACAGUGUUGCCGUGUGCGCCUUAGCUACCGAAGAAGAAAUUCUCGCAGAAGCUGAAAGUAACAACCGUAACACUGACGAAGAAAACGAAGACCAGCAAGACCCUGAAGAACAGUUUCAGCCAACAACAAUUUCCGAGGCUCUUCACGCUGUAACAGUUUUGCAAAAAUUUGUUGCCUGUAACGAAGUUUGA